AUGGACAAGAGUUCUAGAAGCCAAUCAGAUAGAAGUCGGAAGAAAAGUGAUAAGUCGCAUUCUGAUAGUACAAAAGGCUCCAAUCAGGAAAAACCAUUAAAAGUGGGAAGCGCCGAGAAGAUGCUUCCCUCACCGGCUGGUAGCACUCCGUUAAUGAAAAAAGGGAAUAGCAAGAAAAGGGACAGCGAAUUGAAACUACGCGAUCUAGCUGAGGUAAUCAAGCAGCCGCUGACUUCUAGAGAAUUCGAAGUUUACUUGAAUCGUCUUGCCCACUUCGCUAUCGAGUACUACAACGAUCCCACUGUUUACGACGUAACACCAAGUACGUAG
Molecule: messenger RNA, 330 nt
Organism: Haemonchus placei
Lineage: Eukaryota; Metazoa; Nematoda; Chromadorea; Rhabditida; Trichostrongylidae
Source: the annotation of a GenBank genome assembly